CCUGACUGCCGUUCCUAUCUGGGAUCUGCACCUCUAUUCUAUUCAAGUCCUUCUUUUCUUGACAAGCAUACUCGAUAGAGCAGUUACCAUCUCAAACUUGAGGCAACAACGAGAGCGUGGGGAAAUACGAGGACUUGGGUACCAUCGAACCAGACCUGCGAUCGAUCGCUGUCGUGAUAUCAGUUACGUUGCGAAACUUGGCGAGCAGAUCGAACCACGACGAGGCCACUCGAUUCCGUUUAGCAGCACACCCAAAUCGAUCGCCACCAUGUCAGCAAACGACACCACGAUACGGCGGCCUUUCCGCGAGUGUACCGAAGUCUCGGAGCUAUGCCCCGUCGAGAUGACAGUCUUGUCCUACUACCCCAACUUCGGCGCCAACAUCUUCUUCGCCAUCGCCUUUGGCUUGAUUGUGCUCGUGUCAGCAACCAUUGGAACAUGGAAGCGCACCUGGACGUUCAUGGCUUUUGUGACGGGCGGUUGUGUCCUCGAGACAGUUGGCUACGUCGGCCGCACCCUCCUGCACGAGAACCCCUGGAAUAAAGACGCCUUCCAGAUGCAAAUCUGCACCAUCAUCCUCGGUCCGACCUUCAUCUGCGCCGGAAUCUACCUGACCCUCAAACACGUCUCCGCCCACCUCAACCCGUCCCUCUCGCGUGUCCGUCCGCGUCUGUACCCGCUCAUCUUCCUCCCCGCCGACCUCACCUGCCUCAUCAUCCAAGCCAUCGGCGGCGGCCUGGCUGCCGCGGCGGGCCAGACGAACAAGAAGCUACUUGACGGGGGGAACCAGGCCAUUAUUGCGGGUAUCGUGCUGCAGGUUGUCGUUUUGAUGUUGUUUGGAAUUACCGGCGCGGAUUACUGGAUCCGUGUGAGGAAGUGGGCGCAUGGGGCCGAUGCAAGUACCGGCGAUGUCGCGCUGUACCAUGACAAGAGGUUCAGGUCCUUCAUCUAUGCUGUCGCGGUGGCGUAUGCUUGUGUUAUGACCCGUUGCAUCUACCGUGUUGCCGAGAUGGCUGGCGGAUGGGGCAACCAUAUCAUGCAGGACGAGGCCUCCUUCAUGGUUCUCGACAGUGGCCUAGUCUUGAUCUGUGUGACGAUGCUGACGGCAUUCCAUCCCGGUCUCUUCUUCCCGCAGAUGGCCAACGCCCGCAAGGCAUCGAUCGGAGAGAAGUCGGGGGCAACAACGGCAUCAACACCGGAGAAUACCAAGAUCGAGUCCGGGCGCGAGUCCGCAUGAGGAGUCGAAAGAAGGGUGUUAGAAGAAAGAAGAUGAUAUUAGACGGAUAAAGGAGGGAUUAUGA
Molecule: messenger RNA, 1301 nt
Organism: Colletotrichum godetiae
Lineage: Eukaryota; Fungi; Ascomycota; Sordariomycetes; Glomerellales; Glomerellaceae
Product: RTA1 like protein
Exons: 3
Coding region: 269-1237 (322 amino acids)
Cellular component (GO): plasma membrane; fungal-type vacuole
Source: RefSeq, a predicted model, not a curated record